Messenger RNA from Schistosoma mattheei, 3180 nucleotides. NCBI's taxonomy places the organism in Eukaryota, Metazoa, Platyhelminthes, Trematoda, Strigeidida, Schistosomatidae. The record is from the annotation of a GenBank genome assembly.
AUGGAAAUAAAGAAGACAAAGUCGAAACUAGCAGAUUUGGCUAAAGAGAUUGCAUCAUGGGAAGAUGACUUGAGACGCAUUCCCUUACAUAAAGAACCAGAGAAAUCUGUUAGAAAUUCAGCUGUCAAGUAUAACAGAGAUAGCCUAGCUGACCACCACAAUCUACCCGUCUUUGCAAGGAAGGCUCGAUGGGAGCGUCUAAUGAAUGAUGGCUCACGUCACACUGAACAUACUGUAGUUGGUGAUACAAAUAAAGCUCCUUCAUUAAUUCAACAAUCUGUGGCACCCAAAAUUCAAUCAGGUCAGGGUAUUAGAGAAAAAGUCCUUACUUCUGUCACUUGUACCAAGGCUGACGUCCCCAGGGGAAGUUUAAGUCAUGCUGAGAGAGAAAGGCUUGAGCGAAUGCGAGAGCUGGCUGAAUUACGCCGAUCCCGUCGACCAGUUAUACCAACUCCUAAUUUAGGUUCAGUAUCUUCUGCAGACCCUCAUGAUUUAGAACCGGAAAAAGUUUCAUCCAGUUUUGUUUCAAGACAGGAGGAUGAUUUCUUGUUACCACCCCCUCCAUCACCCCCAAAUAUUUCGGCAAUUGAGAAUCCACUGGUUACUUCGCCCCGCAGUACUCCAUGCGACAACUGUCAGCCUGUUUUAACGGAAGUUGUAAUGUGUGAUGAUGCUACUGUCCCGCAUCCCAGUCCGCCAAAGGAUAUGGGACUUAGUGAAGCUGAUUCUUCAAACAGCAACACUUUCAUCAGUAAUACACAAUCUCCAAAUAUUCAUAAUGUCAAUUCAACGAACAUAAAUCAAACAAAGUUGGAAGAAAUUAUGCAAACAACUGUAUCAACAACUCCAACCAUUGCACAUCCCUAUUAUUCACGUCCUAAAAUUGGUGUUAAGCGUCGAUCAUCAUUUUCGGAAAGCUCAGUUGAUACCUUCCAUCAAAUUAUUCCGAGACAAAAAUCAGUCACAUUUCAAAGGACCACUUCUGAUAUUACAGAUGAAAGUGAAACUGACUUCAACUAUGAUGAUGAUGAAGAUUGUCCAACAUCUUCAGAGUUUUCCAGUCAAUAUGAAUAUUUACCAGAACGAGAAAAACAUGGGGAUAAAAUAACACAAAAAAUGGAUUCCGAAAGCGUUGGUGAUUCUGAGUUGUCUGAUUUUUUGGAUACUAUAAUUCCAAGUGAUGAAUUAAAUAAUGAAUUAUCCAGUUUAUCUUCACAAGAUCAAAGUAAUAAUAAAGAGAAUCAUCCUGAUCAUCGUUAUCAUCAACCAUAUUUUUCAAAAGAUGAUAGCGAUUUAUUAGUGAUUAAUAAUCGUAUAUCUCCAGUUCUACCACUAUCCGAGGCUGAACGACGUAUUCGAAGAUUGAAUGACUUACCAAAAUUGAUACAAGCAGAACGUGUAGUUAUUUUACAGGCCAGUGCAGCACUACAACAGUGUGUCAGUAUUCCUUUUCGUAAAAGUCCUGAAGACUUUGAUAGAAUACGUGAAUUGGGUCCAGGUUCUCGAGUUCAUGUAGAAGCUAGCAGAACGAUGCUGAUAGCUUGUCAGCGUCGUCAAGUAUUAAUGGAAGAACUUGCAUUAUUGCAUAGAGGCUCUCCAGUUCUUGUACCACCUACACGUGGUGAUCCUAUACGUGCUCGUAUGAAACUAAACGCUAUUCGUUUAUCUCUUAAAACAUCUAACAUACCGAAUGAUCCUACAAGUGGAGGUGGCUAUGUUGUUGUUGGUACUGGACGAGAAGCUGGUGGUUGGAAUGUUCCUACUUUAAAAUCUCGUCCUGACAAUCAAUUAGGCCAACCGACAUGUUAUCAUUUAAUUGGUGUUAUAAAAUGCCGUGGUGAAGGUCGGUUGUAUCAUAGUGAACUAGUUACCUUAAUGCAUGUGAGCGACUUACCUGUGGGAAUGUACCGACCUGCUCCUUAUGUAGAUUUGCCGGCAAAGCUAGAGAUUGUACCAGUUAGACCAGAUUUUGUAUUUCAAUUAGAAAUUUACUGUAUGCGUACUGGAACAGAUAGACCUAUGAAUAAUUGUGCAUAUGGUUCACCUCGUAUACUUGGAACAUCAUUAGUUUAUGGCGAUGAUAUUAGUAAUGAUAAUGAUAGUUUGAAUAGUUUUAAAACUCCACAGAAUAAAUUAUUACAUUUAAAGAAUUCAACAUCACCUGUUACUUCAUCAAAUCAUAAGAAAUCACGAUAUGGUCAUACUUCCAAUAUUGAAUUAACUCCUUGUGAAUCAGCAAGUCAUAUUUUAACUCAUUGUCUACCGUCAAGUUACUUUAAAACUACACCACAUAUAAAACUUAUGAUAUUGAUCAUGGAAACAAUAUUGGACGUGAUAAAAUUGCUGCUUUCUCCCUACUUUCCACUGUUGAAAUUCUUUAUCAUGAUGACCUAUUGUGUUUCUAUCAAUAAAACUGAAUUGAAUUCUAAUCGUUUACCUCUACGUUUAUUACAUUUACCUCGUUCUACUCCAUUAGCUGGAACUGCUGGUCUUGUUGAUGCUUUUGUUAGUUUGGAAGCAAGAGUAUUAGCUCGUGGUUUUAUGACUGUUUUCGAAGAGAUUGGUGGAAUGGGUGUAUGGCAAAGGUAUUGGUGUCAGCUACGAGCUGAUUAUCUACAUUUUUGGCGAUAUCCAGAAGAUGAACAACGAGCACAUUCUAACAAUGCAGUUAAUACCAAACAUUUACAUCCACCAUUGGGUAGAAUCGAUUUACGGCAUAUUGUUACACCUGGUGCUGUUAUAGCACCUCGUUCUAUUUGUGCUCGUGCAAAUACAAUUUAUAUGCGAUCACUUCGUGAAAUUGAUCCCAAUUGUUUAUCAGCUUCUAUUAAUAAUAAUAAUAAUACUAAUAGUAACAGCACUACAUCUGGGAUUGUUAAUAAGAAGAGGAGUUCAAAUGAAAGUCUGAUAUUCCGUGCUUCUACUGAUUAUAGAUGGUUGGAACAAAAACAUUUACUUUGUGCUGAUACAUCACAAGAACGUGAUGCUUGGAUUACAUGGUUAAAUGGUUGUAUAGAAUCUUUGAAAGAUUGGAUGCCAGGACAUUUCAAUUGUUUAUCUCGUUAUGAUGCUCAAUUAGAAUUUAAUCAACCAGUAUCAUCUCAACUGGGUGCUUUGUUAAUUCACGGUUUACCAUCACAAUCAUCAUCAUCGUCAUCUUCACCGGUAUUAACCAAAUAA